AUGGAUUGCGAUUUGCUGUUUGAGGAGUUCAUGGAUCCAAGUGCUUUAGAUUUCACUGAAUUGGAGGGAAAAUAUCCGCUUUAUGGAUACUCCGAGAAUCCAGAUGGUUUUCCUGACCAACAUAUCGAUUCCAUUGGUUUGUCUUGUCCAGUCGACGUGUACCUUGAUUAUCUGUUUUCCAAGGGCAUCGUGGACUCGAUGGAUGAUCACAUUAUCCUUGCGUCAGAAUGCGAUGAAGUAGGCGAACUAAAAGAGCACCUCAUUUCCUCAGUGUUCAACUCCUAUUACAAGCAAACAUUUGAAAUUGAGAAGGGCACCAGUGGUAAAGAUAACCUGGUGCUAUCAGCGAGCUUGUUGUUACCUGACAGUGACCAAUCGAGCGAUACUGCGUCUUUGAGCGACGCUAGUAGCGAUGUGUCCGAUAAUUUGGAAGGGCUAGCAGCUCGUUAUCAAUAUUACGGGGCCGGAGGUCAAGCUGCAGUUGUGGAAUUCCCGCUCGACGGCCAGCCAGGUGCAAUCUGCAAGGGGCAGGCAGGAAACAGGGGGGAACGUGUCAGGCGUCGCGUUUCUACGCGGGAAUACAAGUGCAACUUCCCGGGCUGCACCAAGGUAUAUACGAAGAGCUCACAUUUGAAGGCGCACAUAAGACGACAUACAGGCGAAAAACCUUUUGCCUGUACUUGGAAAGGAUGCAACUGGAGGUUCUCAAGAUCCGAUGAGUUAGCUCGCCACAAGCGCUCUCACAGUGGGAUAAAGCCAUUUAUUUGUGACCUCUGCGAUAAGAGAUUUUCUCGGUCCGAUCAUUUAGCUAAGCACAGGAAAACGCAUUAUCGCACGAGGAAAAACUCUACCUGCGUUAUGAAAAUGUAA
Porites lobata is the source of this 870-nucleotide messenger RNA. NCBI's taxonomy places the organism in Eukaryota, Metazoa, Cnidaria, Anthozoa, Scleractinia, Poritidae. The record is from the annotation of a GenBank genome assembly.